CGCCAUGGUCGCCGUGCGCGACUUCAUCGUCGACGCCGGUCUCGACGAGCACUACGCCGCGCGUUUCGUCGAGCAAGGCGUCGAUACCGUCGACGAUUUGCGUUACGAGAGAGACUUGGACGCGCUGCUCGAAGACGUCGGCGUGCGCGACGACGACGCGGCGACGUUCCGCGAAGCGCUGAAACGCGCGCUGGCGGGUGAAAAGAAGCGAGCACCGUCGGGCGAUGACUUGGCGGAGGCGGUGAAGGCGUCGAUGGCGAGUUCGCGGGCGCGACAAGGACUGGACGGGGACGGCGCCGGCGGCUCGGGACGCGUCACGGGCGGCGCGGUGCGCAUGGGAGGCGCCAAGGUGGAGGACUACGCGCCGAAACUGACGUUAGAUGAUGCGGUGACGGAGGACGUGAACGCGCGCCUGGGCGUGGCGACGGCGAAGGAGAUUGAAGACAUACUCGCGGCGCACCGGGACAAGGAUUUUUUGCGUUUGUUAAAGUUGCGCGAGGUGCCCAUCGAUUCGCUCGGUAAGGUUGAAUGGAGCGGACACGAGGCGGUGAAAACAAACGAAAUCGCGAUGCGAUGCAAACUGUUGAGUUUACGUUUGGAUAAAUCGAGGAACGCGCACGCGAAGGCGCCCGCGGCGCAGCGCGCGGUGAAAAACGUGCUCGAUUUGUUGAGUCACAAAGACACGAGAAAGGAGUACUUGACGCUCGCGGUGCGGAGGAAAGUGGAGGAACUACGCGCGGAAGGGAAAAUUCAAGGCGGCGGACACGUCUCCUUCACCGGCGUGCACUACGGCUCCGGUGCGGCGGCGACGCGCGCGGCGGAGGAGAAUUACGUGUCCAAGGACAUGCUCAACGAAAUGCCGACGUACGACGAGACGAUUCAUUUAGAUAUGAGCGAUGAAAACGCGCGCGCCGCGUUCGCGGCGCGCGGUGCGGAGCCCAAGAAGUCGUCCGCGCCCAAGGUGGACGUCUCGAGCAUUCGCGCCAAGCUCGCGAGCAAAACGAAAAAGCCUCGAUUUAUGUAACGUCCGAGAAGCGCAAACGC
Messenger RNA from Ostreococcus lucimarinus CCE9901, 1044 nucleotides. RefSeq lists its product with no specific name. The record is from RefSeq and is a predicted model, not a curated record. The coding region runs from base 5 to 1024 and encodes 339 amino acids. Lineage: Eukaryota; Viridiplantae; Chlorophyta; Mamiellophyceae; Mamiellales; Bathycoccaceae. The transcript has a single exon.